This is a messenger RNA of Apaloderma vittatum (bar-tailed trogon), 2658 nucleotides long. It is a transcript of the gene FIG4, whose product is annotated as FIG4 phosphoinositide 5-phosphatase. Gene Ontology annotation, cellular component: intracellular membrane-bounded organelle. The record is from RefSeq and is a predicted model, not a curated record. Lineage: Eukaryota; Metazoa; Chordata; Aves; Trogoniformes; Trogonidae. The transcript has 22 exons. Gene Ontology annotation, molecular function: phosphatidylinositol-3,5-bisphosphate 5-phosphatase activity. The annotation marks the transcript as partial. Gene Ontology annotation, biological process: phosphatidylinositol dephosphorylation.
AGGUAUUUUCUUGUUGGAAGUAAUCCUGCAGAAACUAAAUACCGUGUUUUGAAAAUAGAUCGCACUGAACCAAAGGAUUUGGUUGUAAUUGAUGAUAAGCAUGUGUAUACACAACAAGAGGUGAGGGAACUUCUUGGACGUUUAGACCUGGGAAACAGAACAAAGAUUGGUCAAAAGGGCUCUUCUGGGUUAUCUCGAGCCGUCUCUGCUUUUGGUGUAGUAGGUUUUGUCAGGUUUUUGGAAGGCUACUACAUUGUGUUAAUUACAAAAAGAAGAAAAAUGGCAGAUAUUGGAGGUCAUGCCAUAUAUAAAAUAGAAGAUACAAAUAUGAUCUACAUUCCAAAUGACUCAGUAAGAGUCACUCAUCCUGAUGAAGCCAGGUAUCUGAGAAUCUUUCAAAAUGUGGACCUUUCUAGUAACUUCUAUUUUAGUUACAGCUAUGAUCUGUCUCACUCCCUUCAAUAUAAUCUUACUGUCCUGAGAAUGCCACUUGAGACAUUAAAAACUGAAACAGCCCAGACCCGACAAGAGAGUUUUGAUAUAUUUGAAGAUGAAGGACUUUCAACACAGGGUGGAAGUGGUGUAUUUGGGAUUUGCAGUAAGCCUUACAAAAAGUAUGUGUGGAAUGGCAAGCUUCUGGAGGCAGUAAAAAAUACUGUUCAUCGUGACUGGCUGCUGUAUAUUAUUCAUGGAUUCUGUGGGCAAUCAAAAUUGUUAAUAUACGGUCGCCCUAUAUAUGUCACUCUGAUAGCCAGAAGAUCAAGCAAAUUUGCUGGGACACGUUUUCUGAAACGAGGAGCAAACUGUAUGGGAGAUGUUGCUAAUGAAGUGGAAACUGAACAAAUACUUUAUGAUGCUUCAGUUAUGUCAUUUUCUGCGGGGAGUUAUUCUUCCUAUGUUCAGGUUCGAGGAUCUGUCCCUCUGUACUGGUCUCAAGAUAUUUCAACUAUGAUGCCUAAGCCACCCAUAACAUUGGACCAAGCAGAUCCUUUUGCACAUGUUGCUGCUCUUCACUUUGACCAAAUGCUUCAGAGAUUUGGCUCUCCCAUUAUUAUUUUGAAUCUUGUGAAGGAACGUGAAAAAAGAAAGCAUGAAAGGAUUCUUAGUGAAGAACUUGUCGCUGCUGUGACAUACCUCAACCAGUUUUUACCUCCAGAGCAUGCAAUUAUAUAUAUACCCUGGGAUAUGGCCAAAUACACGAAAAGCAAACUUUGCAAUGUCCUUGAUAGACUGAAUGUGAUUGCAGAAAGUGUAGUUAAGAAGACUGGAUUUUUUGUCAAUCGACCUGAUUCCUACUGCAGUAUCUUGCGGCCAGAUGAAAAGUGGAAUGAACUGGGAGGUUAUGUUGUUUCCACUGGUCGCUUGCAGACUGGAGUUCUCCGAACCAAUUGUGUGGACUGUUUAGAUCGCACUAACACAGCCCAAUUUAUGGUGGGAAAAUGUGCUUUGGCGUACCAACUCUAUUCGUUGGGGUUGAUUGAUAAACCAAAUUUACAAUUUGAUACGGAUGCUGUUAGAUUAUUUGAAGAAUUGUAUGAAGAUCAUGGAGACACGCUUUCUCUGCAGUAUGGAGGUUCUCAGCUUGUUCACAGAGUAAAAACCUACAGAAAGAUAGCUCCAUGGACUCAGCAUUCCAAAGAUAUUAUGCAAACGCUCUCAAGAUAUUAUAGUAAUGCUUUCUCAGAUGCAGACAGGCAAGAUUCUAUCAAUCUCUUCCUGGGAGUAUUCAAGCCUACUGAAGGAAAACCUCAUCUCUGGGAACUACCCACUGAUUUUUAUUUGCAUCACAAGAACACCCUCAGUCUCUCGCAGUCCAGGCGAAGCUAUACUUACUGGUGGACCACAGGUGUGCUAAAGCAUUUACCUCUUCCUUUUGAUGAAGUGACAUGUACUGAAAAUAGACACAAGUUGACAGUGAAAAAAUUCCACAAAUAUGAAGAAGAAAUUGAUAUCCACAAUGAGUUCUUUCGACCGUAUGAGUUAAGCAGUUUUGAUGAAACCUUCUGCUUGGCAAUGACCAAUUCUACACGAGAUUUUAUGCCUAAGAAUGUGGGGAUUGAUCCAAGUCCAUUUACUGUUCGUAAGCCUGAUGAAACUGGAAAAUCAGUGUUAGGGAACAAAAGUAACAGAGAAGAAGCCGUGCUGCAGCGCAAAACAGCUGCGAGUGCUCCUCCACCCCCCAGUGAGGAAGCCGUGUCAAGUAGUUCUGAAGAUGAUUCUGGGACAGACAAAGAAGAUGAAGGUGCUGUUUCUCAACGUUCAACUCCAGUAAAAGUGACUGAUACAGGAGACAAUACAAAAAUCACAGAGAAUGUGGUGCAAUCAACAAAAGAUGUGUAUGGAGUCAAUCUUUCAGAUGUUCCUUCAGAAGAUGAUCUUGCAAUAUACACUAGGUUUGUGCAGCUGGGACAGAGUCAGCAUAAACAAGACAAGAGCAGCCAGCAAUUUUUAAAUCACCACUUGGAUGGGGUUAUAAAUUUAAUACCCAUCUCCUCCUUUUCUCAAGACAAUAUUUAUGAAGUUCAGCCUCCAAGAGCUGAUAGAAAAUCAAUAGAGAUUUUUCAUGCACACAUUCAGGCUGGAAGAGGAAACAUGCAGCCCCUGGGAAAAGAUGACUUCCUCAUGUACAGAGACUACAUUCGAAACAGAUACAUGUAA